CUAUCCAUCCUGUUGAUCGGAAAAUGUGUGGGCUACGUCCGCCUAACGAACCUCAAGUGCAAGAGCCUGGAUCCAGAGUUCAUGGAGUUCCCGACUUGCCGCCUGAAUGUGCUCGGACGCGGCAUUAUCGGAGGUAAUAUCCAUCUGAAGCUCCUGAAGGUGCCCAUCACCAAAAUGAAUUUGAGAUUCAACGUCUACCGGCGGCUCAGUGGCUACCAUCCGUUCCUCUUCAAUAUCAGCACUGAAUUUUGCCGAUUUAUGAAGAAUCCUAAUCCCCUGCAAGUUCUAUACUAUUUCCACAGUGCCUUUUUGCCCUACUCCAAUGUGAAUCACACCUGUCCCUACACCGACGAUGUUUUUGUAAGGAACUGCACUCUGAAUGACGAGAUGUUUAAGAGGGUUCCACUGCCGAAGGGAGUGCAGGAAAAUGGCUCUGCUCGAAGCUUUGCCCCCAAAUUCUAUUUCUUUAACACUUUCCGGGACUGCUGUCUGGUCACGCUCCACUGA
Molecule: messenger RNA, 507 nt
Organism: Drosophila persimilis
Lineage: Eukaryota; Metazoa; Arthropoda; Insecta; Diptera; Drosophilidae
Exons: 3
Source: RefSeq, a predicted model, not a curated record